Messenger RNA from Quercus lobata, 1155 nucleotides. RefSeq names its product receptor-like protein kinase At3g21340. NCBI's taxonomy places the organism in Eukaryota, Viridiplantae, Streptophyta, Magnoliopsida, Fagales, Fagaceae. The coding region runs from base 26 to 1021 and encodes 331 amino acids. The transcript is spliced from 5 exons. Gene Ontology annotation, biological process: protein phosphorylation. The record is from RefSeq and is a predicted model, not a curated record. Gene Ontology annotation, molecular function: ATP binding; protein kinase activity.
CAACAUCAAAUUGAAGAAUAGCAAGAUGGCCGUGGAAUCCAACAUCAAACCGAAGAAUCAACAAUAUAGCUACUCUGAGGUUGUGAGAAUAACUGAUAACUUCAAUACCAUUAUUGGAGGAGGAGGAUUUGGAAAAGUUUACUUGGGAACUCUGGAAGAAACUCAAGUUGCUGUUAAGUUGCUUUCUCCAUCAUCGAACCAAGGCUAUAAGGAAUUUCGGGCAGAGGCAGAAAUCUUAGUGAGAGUUCAUCAUAGAAACUUGGUCUCUCUCGUCGGGUACUGUGAUGAGGGUGAAAACAAAGCGCUCAUCUAUGAGUACAUGGCUAAUGGCAACCUACACCAACAUUUAUCAGGUACCAAUAUGAAUGUCCUGAACUGGAAUCAGAGAAUUCAAAUUGCGGUGGAUAUAGCACAAGGGUUGGAGUAUCUGCAUAAUGGUUGCAAGCCAACUAUCGUUCACAGAGAUUUAAAGACUACCAAUAUCUUAUUAAAUGAAAAUAUGGAAGGAAAGAUAGCUGAUUUUGGGUUGUCAAGGACUUUCGCAGCAGAAAGUGAUACUCAUGUGUCAACUCGUCCUGCUGGAACACUUGGAUACCUUGAUCCUGAGUUUCAUGCAUCUGGAAACUUUAACAAAAAAAGUGAUGUUUAUAGCUAUGGUAUUGUCCUCUUUGAGCUAAUUACAGGCCACCCAGCAAUAAUAAAAGGACCUGAAGAAAACACCCACAUACUUGACUGGGUUUAUCCUAUAAUUGAAAGUGGGGAUAUUCAAAACAUUAUUGAUGCAAGGUUACAUGGAGAAUUCCACAAAAAUUCUGCCUGGAAAGCUGUGGAGAUAGCCAUGUCAUGUGUACCACGUGUGGCAAUCCAAAGGCCGGACAUGAGUCAAGUAUUGAUAGAAAUAAAGGAAUGUUUGACUCUGGAGAUGGCUUAUGAAAGAGGCCAAAAUAAGACAACUUCAAACAGUCAACUUGUAGCGGCCUCUUUAGAGCUUGAAUCAGAUAUUGCUGCCCUUGCUAGGUAGUUAGGUUUGUUUGCAGUCAGAAUUUCCUUCCAUGCAAUAUGUUCUAGGCCAAAUAUCUAGUAUUAAUUACAUUAGUUUUUAAAAAAUUUCUUAAUACUUAUUUCAUGUUUGGAUCACUUUUUCAAUUAGGUUCG